Molecule: messenger RNA, 1451 nt
Organism: Myotis davidii
Lineage: Eukaryota; Metazoa; Chordata; Mammalia; Chiroptera; Vespertilionidae
Gene: RRM2
Product: ribonucleotide reductase regulatory subunit M2
Exons: 9
Coding region: 97-990 (297 amino acids)
Biological process (GO): deoxyribonucleotide biosynthetic process
Cellular component (GO): cytosol
Molecular function (GO): ribonucleoside-diphosphate reductase activity, thioredoxin disulfide as acceptor
Source: RefSeq, a predicted model, not a curated record
CAGGUCCCCGCCCCGGGCGCGCAGGAGGAGCCGCUGCUGCGAGAAAACCCCCGCCGCUUCGUGGUCUUCCCCAUCGAGUACCACGACAUCUGGCAGAUGUACAAGAAGGCCGAGGCCUCCUUUUGGACCGCCGAGGAGGUGGACCUCUCCAAGGACCUGCAGCACUGGGAAGUCCUGAAGUCCGAGGAGAGGUACUUCAUUUCCCACGUCCUGGCCUUCUUUGCGGCGAGCGAUGGCAUCGUCAAUGAGAACCUGGUGGAGCGGUUCCGCCAAGAAGUUCAGAUCACAGAGGCCCGCUGUUUCUACGGCUUCCAGAUCGCCAUGGAGAACAUCCACUCCGAGAUGUACAGCCUCCUCAUUGACACCUACAUCAAGGACCCCAAGGAACGGGAGUUCCUCUUCAACGCCAUCGAGACGAUGCCUUGCGUCAAGAAGAAGGCAGACUGGGCCUUGCGCUGGAUCGGGGACAAGGAGGCCACCUACGGAGAACGCGUGGUGGCGUUCGCCGCAGUGGAGGGAAUCUUCUUCUCCGGCUCUUUCGCGUCGAUCUUCUGGCUCAAGAAGCGAGGCCUGAUGCCUGGCCUCACGUUCUCCAACGAACUUAUUAGCAGAGAUGAGGGUUUGCACUGUGACUUCGCCUGCCUGAUGUUCAAGCACCUGCUACACAAACCUGCGGAGCAGAGAGUGAAAGAGAUCAUCACCAACGCCGUUAGGAUCGAGCAGGAGUUCCUCACCGAGGCUUUGCCCGUGAAGCUCAUCGGGAUGAACUGCACUCUGAUGAAGCGCUACAUUGAGUUCGUGGCCGACAGGCUCCUGCUGGAGCUGGGUUUCAGCAAGGUUUUCCGAGUAGAAAACCCAUUCGACUUCAUGGAGAACAUCUCACUGGAGGGGAAGACGAACUUCUUCGAGAAGCGGGUGGGCGAGUACCAGAGGAUGGGCGUGAUGUCGAGUCCGACGGAGAACUCUUUCACCCUGGAUGCCGACUUCUGAACGAACUGAAGGUCCGCUCUCAGCUUGUUGAUAUUGAAUGUGGCCGACCCUCGAAGACUUACAGCUGGGGUCUAGGAUAGGACUGUAAACUGGUUUUCAAAUUGCCCUCGGACGGUGACCUGCUAGGAUUGUGCGCCGACGAAGUGGGAAAACCAGGGCUGAAGUCAGCUUUCCAAAAAUGGGUUUUCCAGAAAUUGUUUGUUUGAGAAGCAAGUACCAACCAGUAGACAUACACCAGUCCUUUGGUCCACGUGUUAACGUGCGGGGUGUCAGUUGACCACUGGCCUGUACCAUCAUCGGUUUUCACCAUUUAUUGUAUCAAUCGUCCACUUGACAAAUUUAUGUCACAGGCGACCCUUUCACAGCUUUUAAGUUAUUGUUUCCUGAAGUUCAUCCGAUUCUGUGCUCCUCGUGUGUGUAACAAAAAUAAAUAAACUUGGCCGUGAGCUGUCUGCACAGGA